AUGGUAUGGUUCGAAGUGUCUAAAAAUGGCCUUAUAUCUCCAAUGAUAUUUCAACCUGGUAAAAUAUUAUUACAUAAGAAUUAUUUUGGUGUUGUUCUUCCACAUGCACAAGCUGAAGGACAACGUCUACUUGAUGGUGAUUCCAUCUACCUAUGGGAUGAAAAAAGAACAGGAAUUUGUUGUGUACCAAUCGAUAAUCUUAUUCGAAGCGUCGAAAAUUGGUCACACAGAAUAAUGCCCAUGUUGAAAAUAAAGCAUGCAUAUAAAGAAUAA
Messenger RNA from Rotaria sp. Silwood1, 273 nucleotides. The record is from the annotation of a GenBank genome assembly. Lineage: Eukaryota; Metazoa; Rotifera; Eurotatoria; Philodinida; Philodinidae.